Messenger RNA from Drosophila ananassae, 2515 nucleotides. Its product is annotated as proline-, glutamic acid- and leucine-rich protein 1. Gene Ontology annotation, biological process: rRNA processing. Gene Ontology annotation, cellular component: nucleus. The record is from RefSeq and is a predicted model, not a curated record. The coding region runs from base 13 to 2277 and encodes 754 amino acids. Lineage: Eukaryota; Metazoa; Arthropoda; Insecta; Diptera; Drosophilidae. The transcript has a single exon.
CUUCGCAAAGUAAUGUUGCCACAUCGCAAUAAAAACUCUUAUCAUACCCAAGCACAUGUGGGUUUGAUUGGAAGAAACAAAUUGCAUUUUAUCAAUAAAAUGGAACCAAUUCUGACUGCAACUCUUAAGAAAAGAGAGUCCCGAGGACUGGGCUUCCGUCUCCUGAUCUGCCACCUCAGCAAAAAGGACACAGAGCUGGCUGAUAAGACUGGAAACAUUUGGUUGACUCUCACCUUCCAAGCCUGCAACGCGACGGAGCUGAGUUCGUAUGGAGAUUUGAUUUUUUCGACAUUGGCGCUUCUUAUAAAAAAGAUCCAACACGACGCCAACUUGUCCAAAACAUUUACGUCCACCUACUUGGCUAAAAUCUUUGACAUUAUCUCCCGAAGGGAAGUGUUCGAAAACCAAUCCUGUGCACUGGCAGCUCUGAAGACCAUCAAGCUGUGUUUGGAACAUUAUCCCCGAACCAUCAAGUCUGGAAAGGUGGCCAUCGAGAAAUUUCUUUUGACUUCAUUGGACAGCAAUAACAAGGAUAUUGUGGCGAAAUCUGGGGAGUGCUGGCUUUUGUUGCAAAACGUUCGCAGUCCUUCGAAUCAAGGCAACAUCAACGACAAACUCAUUUGGCACAAUUACCAACUCUUAUUACUUAAAAAUCUCAACACUGUCGUAAAAGAGAACUUUGCCAUGUCAAAGGACACUAUGGAGAGUUGUACUUCAGGUCCGUUUUCAAUCACAGUGGCCAAGGAUCCUCUAGAGCGGACCUCACAGAACUUCCGUCGGUUCCUCAACCUGGUGGAGUUUCUAAAGAUCGCGCUGAGCAAGCCAUUUGCAAACAAAAAGUUAGUCAGCACCCAACAAGUCCUGAGCUUUAUUGGAAAUGGGCUAUCGGUGAAUGGCGUCCAGAAAAUAAACGCACAUAUUGAUAAUGUUUGCUUUGGAAUCUACUUAACAGAAGUAAAGAUUAAGCUGCUGGAACUGCUGGAAACCCUCAUAGACGUCUGUCACACCCACCUGAGGAUGGACUUCCGGGUGAUCUUGAACAUAUUGCUGGAUUCUCUUGAAAAUACGAAAACCUUACUGUCCACCGGCAAUCGCGCACAAUUCGCCAAGGUGCGGUCAGUUGUUUACAGAGUCAUAUCCAAGUGGUGCGCCACUCUGCAGGAGGGGAGCCAUUGUGAGAUUAUUUCAGAGACCCUGGUCAAGGAAAUAUUGGAAGAUAUUCGUCAACGGCCUGAGAAGCGCAAAAACCCAAAUCCAACGCCUAAAAAUCAGCAAAAAGGAACAAUUUCUGCGCUGGAACUCCUGCAGGGCAAUGAGGACAAGGAACUGCUGGUUGGUGAAGCCUUCCACUGCCUCCAGAAACUUCUAUCUUCUGCGGGUCAUUCGCUGAAGGUCUCUCUUUUGAAGGAUGUUCACAGUUCGCUUCUGGAAACCUGCACUCGCAUACAUUCGGAUCCAGGGAGGAAGCGACAUAUACCUGUCCUCUGGAGUUGUCGCUUGGAAACAUACAAACUAUUUGUAUUUCUUCUAAAAGCCCGAAACAAUAACUGCCCACCGCCUUCAGAGAUAUAUCUCUCACUUUUGUCGCAAUCCAGUGUGUUUGGAAACAACAUUAAGCUGCGCCAAAGUUUUAAGGCCUUAUCCGAAGAACUAGAACCAUAUCUGCAUCCGCAAAAGAUUAAUAUUAACUUUAAACGGACUUUUGAACUGAAACAAAACUUAAGCCAUCACGAAGAAGACAAUUUGCCAGAAAAUAACGAAACCUCCACACCUAUUUUUGAUCUGCUAGCUCCGGGGGAAUUGCAAAAUGAAGAAAUUCAAUUAUUGCCAAACAAUGAAACUCAAAUUGAAGAAACCUCCAACCCCGCAGAGGUAAAUGAAGCCCUCGUCCCUACCGAGGAUGAAGAAAAGUCAGCAGAAGAACCAGAUACUUCCAUUGUCUUGGAGGCAACAGGAAAUAUUCAUAGUGAAGGUUCAACCAAUUCAAGUAUUUGUUUGAGUGAAGGUUGUCCUUCUGAAAUUUUUGAUAAAACAGAAACCAAGCAAAAUGGAAGCUUAGAAGAAGAUAUGGAUUGCGAAAACUACCAAGACGCUUUGGAACAUUCAGAGAACCACAAUUCUUCUGCAAACAUAAGCAGCCCAAUUAGGGAAGAACCAGUAGCCGAGCCGACAUCUCCCAGUAAUGAAAAGAAAGAGGAACAGUCCCCCAUGGACUUGGAAGAUGAGGAUAAAAUAAUAGCUGAACUGGAGGCAUCAUUUGUUAAUGAAUUAAAAUAAAAUACGUUCUUCGGUAUAUUUGAAAACCCCUUUGACUUAAACUAAAACAACAAAAUAUCUUAAACAUCUUGAGUAAAUUAAACUUUCCUUAUUUCUGUUACGUAUUCAUAGAAACUAAUGUCAUGUCGACCGGCAACAAUCGAGUCGCAAUAAUUGUCUGAAUAUCAGCGCUCAGGAGCCUCCAAUCUAGAAGAGAUAGAAAUAAAAUGAGUAUGAUUUUCUUUCAAGUAAAAUAAAA